AGCUGUACUAACGUGAUGUCAGAACGCCGUUGAGCUCAAAAAAUGUUAGCCUGUGUUGUUAAGUCUGAAAGCUACAGGGGAUUUGCCAGACGGAAAUAAUACCGUUUUAUCGCCGAGAAACACAUGCACAGGCCACACGAUCGCGUCGCGUGUUUUUAUACGUUUUUAUAUCCUCGUGAAGCGAGCGUCUUGGGUUUAUCCUGAGAGAAAGUUCGUUGGUUUUUUUGUGGGAGUGAUGUCGAAUCCUGGGACUCGAAGGAACGGGUCAAGCAUCAAAAUCCGACUGACAGUAUUAUGUGCCAAGAAUCUAGCAAAGAAAGACUUCUUCCGGUUGCCUGAUCCUUUUGCCAAAGUGGUGGUGGACGGCUCGGGUCAAUGCCACUCUACAGACACGGUCAAAAGCACACUGGACCCCAAGUGGAAUCAGCAUUACGACCUGUAUAUUGGGAAGACCGAUUCCAUCACCAUUAGCGUAUGGAACCAUAAGAAGAUCCAUAAGAAGCAGGGUGCGGGAUUCUUAGGCUGCGUGCGGCUCUUGUCAAACGCUAUCAGCAGACUAAAAGACACAGGCUACCAGCGUUUAGACUUAUGCAAGUUAAACCCAUCUGACAGUGAUGCUGUCCGUGGACAAAUCGUUGUGAGUUUGCAGACCAGAGACAGAAUUGGCAGUGGAGGGCCUGUGGUGGACUGUCGAGGACUGGUAGAGAAUGAAGGGCCAGUCUUUGAAGACUCGGGACCCGGACGGCCUCUCAGCUGCUUCAUGGAGGAGCCCAUGCCAUACACCGAUCCCACAGGAGCCGCUGGAGGGGGCAACUGCCGUGCACUUGAGUCACCCAAUCAGGAACAACGGCUCCAAGCACAACGCAUCAGAAACCAGGAUUCCCGAGGGCACACGCACACCCCCCAGAAUCGACCGCACGGACACCAAUCCCCCGACCUCCCUGAGGGCUAUGAGCAAAGGACCACCGUGCAGGGCCAAGUCUAUUUUCUGCACACACAGACUGGCGUGAGCACCUGGCACGAUCCCAGAAUACCCCGGGAUUUGAACAGCGUGAGUUGUGAGGAGCUGGGCCCACUGCCGCCCGGCUGGGAGAUCAGGAGCACUGUGUCAGGACGAAUUUAUUUCGUCGACCACAAUAAUAGAACCACGCAAUUCACCGACCCCAGGUUACACCACAUCAUGAGCCAACACUCUCAGGUGAAGGAGUCGAGCCAGGCUCUGCCCGUGCAGAUGGAGGUUGGCAUGGAGGAGGGUGAUGGAGAGUUGCCGGUGCGCUACGAAAGAGAUCUUGUCCAGAAACUCAAAGUUCUCCGGCAUGAGCUCUCGCUGCAGCAGCCUCAGGCCGGCCACUGCCGCAUAGAAGUGUCCCGCGAGGAGAUCUUUGAGGAGUCUUAUAGGCAGAUCAUGAAGAUGAGACCCAAAGACCUGAAGAAGCGGCUGAUGGUGAAGUUCAGAGGCGAGGAGGGGCUGGAUUACGGAGGAGUUGCUAGGGAGUGGUUAUAUCUGCUCUGCCAUGAGAUGCUGAAUCCAUACUAUGGCUUGUUUCAGUACUCGACCGAUAACAUCUACACACUACAGAUCAACCCAGACUCCUCCAUUAACCCUGAUCACUUGUCUUACUUCCACUUUGUUGGGCGGAUUAUGGGUCUGGCUGUUUUCCACGGGCACUACAUUAACGGGGGCUUCACCUUGCCCUUCUACAAGCAGCUCCUGGGGAAACCCAUUCAGCUUUGUGACCUUGAGACCGUGGACCCAGAGCUGCACAAGAGUCUCGUCUGGAUCCUAGAAAAUGACAUCACAUCUGUUUUGGACCACACCUUCUGCGUAGAACAUAAUGCUUUCGGCAAGUUCCUCCAACAUGAGCUCAAACCAAAUGGCAAGAACAUCCCAGUCACAGAGGAGAACAAGAAAGAAUACGUGAGGCUGUACGUCAACUGGAGGUUCAUGCGAGGCAUCGAGGCACAGUUUCUUGCCCUGCAAAAGGGCUUCAACGAACUCAUACCGCAGCAUCUGCUCAAGCCUUUCGACAACAAGGAACUUGAGCUGAUCAUCGGUGGUUUGGGGAAGAUCGAUCUGAACGACUGGAAGGCCAACACGCGGCUGAAGCACUGUGUGGCUGACAGCAACAUCGUGAAGUGGUUUUGGCAGGCGGUGGAGUCGUUUGACGAGGAGAGGAGAGGCAGACUCUUACAGUUCGUGACAGGCUCCACACGCGUCCCUCUACAAGGCUUUAAAGCACUGCAAGGUUCUGCAGGACCAAGACUCUUCACUAUUCAUUUAAUUGAUGCCAACACAGACAACCUGCCCAAAGCCCACACAUGUUUCAACCGUAUCGACAUCCCGCCUUACGAGUCGUACGAGAAGCUGUAUGAAAAGCUCCUGACAGCAGUGGAGGAGACAUGUGGUUUCGCAGUGGAGUGAGCAAGCGCCCUGUCCAGCCAGCCAGCAAUGGCAGCAAAAGCCACCAAACAGCCCCUGCCACCCUCUCACACCCCUCCCCUUCUGCAGGACAGACGGACUGGUGUCUCCCGACAGACUUUAGCAUCACACUGCAGUGGAGGGCAGCGAACACCCUAGGUGUUUCAACUCAUUGACUAAUGGUUUUGGCAUUACCACAACGAGUUCCAGAGGAAAUGUAGUUUCUCAACAAUGCAGUUGGUAUCGUCUUUGUCACUGAAGCGGCGGGUUGAUGCGCGAGUGUGUUUGUGCUGCAGUACAUAGAGCCUCGCUGAGCCCGUGAUCUACUUGAAGUAGAGCUCACGUUUUUUUUAGUCUAGGGGGAGGAUUUUAACACACACACACACACUCAGAGCCUGUGACCGUUAAACCAGUUUACCUACAGAAAAAUGUGUCUCAAAGGACAAGGCUUGCGUUUGUCAUGCUCGAUGUAUGUAAACGUCUCCAAUUGUUUUCCUUUUUUUUUUUUUCCCCUUGCGUCCCGUUUAGUGCUAUAGGAUGACAUUUCAGUGGUAUCCAUUUCCUGUGCUCUUCAGUUCUCAUUGUAGAAAUUUUAACUCGAUUGCUUGAAAUGUAUUGUUGAAAUGAUUAUUACUAUUAUUUUUGUGUCUAAGAUCAAGAACAUGCUUGACGGCGAGUCUUAGUCCUGUUGUGGGAACUGAAUGUACCAGCGCCCAUGUGUUCAUGUUGAAGCACAACCAUCGUGUGCGGUCGAAACACCAAAUGUUCUCACGGAGUUACAGUAUUUUUGUCGCAGAACUUCUUUUAACCCUUUUUUUUUUUUAUCCAAUGUAAGCAAAACAUUUGAAUUUGAAGCAUGUCACCUUCUCCAAUGGCGUUCGGCUUCUUAAACCGAACUCGUAAGAAGAUCAGAUGCUUUAAAGAAGCUCUUCUUGUCCUUAAUUUUGAUGGACCCCGUUAAUCUUUUCCAAAUGAUUAUUAUAUGGUAAGCAUUAACCGUUUUAACCUACCGUAAACUUGACUGUUAUUUGCUUGUUUCGUUGAUCAAAACCACUGCUUCGUGGAACAUUCGGCACUUCCGCUGGCACAUGUACGAUCGGAGUGGACGAAUGCUUCGCUCCUAGACUCUGACGGAGAGGCUUUUCUGGUUUUGGUGUGCUGAAAGAGCAGGGAAGUGUUCAAGAUUUCAUUAUGUAGUGCUUGACGUGCAUGGCACCAGAUUAUUCUUUGUAAAUGUAAAGGAUGAGCCAACCUCAUGGUGUUUCUUCAACCACUUUUGUCCUUUUUCUUUUCCUCCUAAUUUUUUUUAACCAAUUAUUUAUUACCAUGUAAUGUCUUUUUAAGUAUUGCUGCUAUUACCAUUAUUCCAUAGUUUUCAGAGAAAGCUGAGUUCUUGUGAAAGCUGUACACUAAUCUCUUUUAUUUUAUGUAUGAAUCAAAGUAUUUAAACCUGCUGCUGAUUCUUCAGGAGGUUAAGAGGAUCGGUUCGCCUGAUCUUUUGACCUGGAUGGAGUUGGCGAGUGAUGUAGGCCAGGCCCCGGUGGUCAUGUUCAUAUUUGUGAUAUAUGCAAUAAAAUCCAUCACCUUUUUAUUCUUGGUUCUGUCUUACAAUGUCUUCUUCCUCACUUCAGAUCGGUUGGGAUGUGUCUUUGACGAGUGUGCAAAAAUGAAGUUUUCCAAUUUUCCAAAAGACCGUGAAUGCCUACAGUGGUGAACCGUUUUUAAAACUUGCAUACAACACAAGAGAGGUGAUGUUUAAUGUUGUGUAAUUGUGGGAAUGGCUAGUGAGCUUGAAGAUGAGUCUGGACUUUGCCUGAAGUUACAGUUGUUUUCAUUUUUCUCUAAGAAAAAACUUUUUUUUUUUUUUUUUGGAGUAAUGUGACCAGUAUCAUCACAUUGUACAAUUAUUAGGUCCUGAGUGUCAUUGUUUAUUCGAUGCAAGAGUAAUGUAACUUACUAUGUACUAAACAUUUCUGAAACAAAUUCAGUGUAAAUAAGAUUAUAUUAAAGAAACUAAAUUGCAAA
Danio rerio (zebrafish) is the source of this 4444-nucleotide messenger RNA. NCBI's taxonomy places the organism in Eukaryota, Metazoa, Chordata, Actinopteri, Cypriniformes, Danionidae. The record is from RefSeq and is a predicted model, not a curated record.